Messenger RNA from Dromiciops gliroides (monito del monte), 2294 nucleotides. RefSeq names its product folliculogenesis specific bHLH transcription factor (gene FIGLA). NCBI's taxonomy places the organism in Eukaryota, Metazoa, Chordata, Mammalia, Microbiotheria, Microbiotheriidae. The transcript is spliced from 7 exons. Gene Ontology annotation, molecular function: protein dimerization activity; RNA polymerase II transcription regulatory region sequence-specific DNA binding; DNA-binding transcription factor activity, RNA polymerase II-specific. Gene Ontology annotation, biological process: regulation of transcription by RNA polymerase II; developmental process. Bases 1676 to 2080 code for a protein of 134 amino acids. The record is from RefSeq and is a predicted model, not a curated record.
AUUUCAGAAAGGGCAGAACCCCUUAGCCUGGGACCUACAGAAGCUUCUCCAGUUUGAACUCUUUGACUGGACUCGGAGAAGUUUUUACCUCCAAGGCAGCAGGUGACAGGACAGAGAGGCAUACAGAGAGAAAUGGAGGCAGUGUCAGAUUUUAUAUUCUUGGGCUUAAAGGUCACUGCAGAUGGCGAUCAUAAUCUUGGACGCUUGCUUCUUGGAGAGAAAACUAUGGCACAUUUGAACAGAAUACAAAAAAGCAGAUAGAGUACCUUGCUGACAAAGGCCCAUACAGUCAAAGAGAAAGAGAGUGAGAGAGAAUUUUCGAUACACAUCAGAACCCCCAAACAAUGUUUUCUGGAGUUUUUUCCUAAUGAAGAGUCUCCAUUUCAUACUACAAGAUUCAGAGUACAACAUUGUCUACAAAGACCAGAAAACCACAUUGAAGAGCUUUGCCAUUCUUUUGUAUCUAAAUGAAGCAGCUAUAAAUUCACAUUUGGGAAUCAUUCAUAGACUUAGGCAUAGGACUUAGAGCUAGAAGAGGCAUUAAAGAUCACCUAUAAAUCAUCUAAUUUUAUGGAUGAAGAAACAGAGGUCCACAGAGAAGAAGAAAAUUUCCCAGGGUCAGCUGGGUAGUAAGUAGCAAACCUGGAAUUCAAAGCGGAUCAUCUCACUGAAAAUUCAGCUUCCUUUCUACUACUGUUAGGUUACUAGGUCUCCAAAAAUGGGUGAUUUCUUCCAUCCUUCCAGAACAUGGGACUCCUUACUCUCUUUCAUCGUAGGCUCAUUCAUUCAUUCAUUCAUUCAUUCAUUCAUUCAUUCAUUCAUUCAUUCAUCCAUCCAUCCCUAAUUGAACGCCUGUUUGGGUGCUUUUAGAAAUAUACAAAAUUCAGGAGAUCAUACAGGUAGCAAGUAAACAGAAACAUGAUUUAAACUCAGUUCUUCUAGACUCCCAAGGCAGCAUUCUUUCCAAUUCACUAAACUGCCUCUAUGACGUACUGUACUGGUAAGAUAAAAAGUAUAUAUUGCAAUACUUGGUAUGGGAGAAAGUUGACUGGAUUUGGAGUCAAGGAUCUUCAGAUUCAAGCUGUACAUUUUGCAUGUGGUGCCACAGACCUGGGUUUGAAUUCAGCUUUUUUACCUUUGUGACAUCGGAGCAAGCAACUUUCAUCUCUCUGUGCCUCCGUUUGCCGAUCAGCAAAGUGAAGGGCCUAUAGGGAGAUCCCUUCGUACUAAACCUGGAAAAAAAAUGCAAUUGUAUCUACCCUUGGCUUUAGCCCUCACUUAUGCUCCUGCCCCCCUCUAGGGGUGUGCAGAUAGGUCACCAGCUGUGACUGAUCUAUACAACCUCUAAGGGUCUUGAAGGUGGUCGGGCUUUUCUGCUGGGCUCCUUUCAGUUUCUUCUGCGAUCCAAGAACCAGGGCACCUCGAACUUCUCCCCACUUCAUUCUUCCUGCUCCCCAGGGAGGCUGGGGUGGGGGGUUGAGGAGGAGGGGGCGUAAGCAACUCUUCCCCCCCCCCCCCACUGCACUGAGGCAUCCCUCGUGCUGCUGCCCAGGUGAGCACACACGUGCCCGCCCGAGCCCACUCAGGUGAGGACAUUCAGCUCUCUCCCCCACUCCGGGUCAAAUGCGCGUGGAGCAGGCAGGGCGGGGGCCAGGACCCUCAGUCUGUCUGGACCAUGGACGGGCACCUGCAGCUCUCGCCGCCUAGCCCUUUACCUUUUCAGUCCACUCCCCGGGCCGAGGUGCUGGAGGAAGUGCUGAGGGAGCAGUUUGGGUCGCGGCCCCAGUUAGCAGCCAUCAGCAGGAUGAAGAGGCAGCCGUCGGGCGCCUACACCUCCACGGAGGACCUGAAGGAGGUGCUGGAGAGGCGGCAGGUGGCCAACGCCAAGGAACGGGAGCGGAUAAAAAAUCUAAAUCGUGGAUUUUCCAAAUUAAAGGCCAUUGUGCCACUCCUUCCCAAAGACAGGAAGCCCAACAAAGUUGACAUUCUUAAAACUGCAACUGAAUAUAUUCGCCUUCUCCGUGAGAUUUUAGAAGAUACCAAAGACUUUGAGGUAAAGGGCCUUCAGGCAGAUUGCUAACUGUUGCUGUAGUCUAAAGACAUCUCUGUGCUGAUGAAACAAACUGCUCAGAACUUGAAAACACACAGUACUAUCUUCAGCUAAGAGAUCAAUGAAAUCUUUUUGUUUAUUUUGAUGCUCUGAUCUAUCAUGUAUCAUAUCAGUAUUGGGGAUUGCAAAAUAUAACCCUUUGACACUUUCCCAGCUUCUGAGACUCUUGUCAUUUAUGAGUUUC